AUGAAUAAAACAUGGACAAGGUUUAGAUCAUGGAAUGCUUCAGAGUUAAUAAUAGAUAAAAAGAGUAAAUUUCAGGCUAGAAAUGUAGAAAUAAAGACAACGGAAGAAAUUCCGAAUAUACUACAUGAGUUCUUAAUUGAACAUAAAUCAAUUCAACGUGCUAGUCAUCCUCAUAUUAUUGCUUGGAGGUGUGCAACAAAUACUCAAGGUAAUAUAGAUCAAGGAUUUAAAGAUAAUGGAGAAAAAGGAGGUGGCUCAAGAAUACUAGAUAUUUUAGUUAAACAUGAUCUUGUUAAUAUUUUAGUUAUUGUAACGAGAUGGUAUGGAGGUACUCCAAUUGGAUCAUCAAGAUUUCGUCAUAUAACAAAUAGUACUUUAAAAUCACUACGAAUAAAUCAUAAUCUAUAA
Messenger RNA from Insectozyma verbasci, 408 nucleotides. NCBI's taxonomy places the organism in Eukaryota, Fungi, Ascomycota, Pichiomycetes, Serinales, Debaryomycetaceae. The record is from the annotation of a GenBank genome assembly.